This is a messenger RNA of Naegleria lovaniensis, 1170 nucleotides long. RefSeq lists its product as uncharacterized. The record is from RefSeq and is a predicted model, not a curated record. The coding region runs from base 1 to 1170 and encodes 389 amino acids. Gene Ontology annotation, molecular function: GTPase activator activity. Lineage: Eukaryota; Heterolobosea; Eutetramitea; Acrasida; Naegleriidae. The transcript has a single exon.
AUGGCAUCAAAGGGAGAAAACAAUUCUAGGAACAAGAAAAUUGUGGCUGAUUUGUUAAAGUUGCCUGGAAACAAAGUUUGUGCUGAUUGUAACGCUCGUGGUCCUCAAUGGGCCAGUACCACUCAAGGAGUAUUUGUUUGUAUUCGAUGUGCUGGUUUGCACAGAAAAUUAGGUACUCACAUUUCCAAAGUCCGAAGCGUUGGUUUAGAUUCAUGGAAUGAUGAACAAACAAGGAUGGUUGAAUUGUUCGGUAACGAUAAAGCAAACGCCAUCUUUGAAGCCAAGUUGGACAAGGAAAAACCAACUCCAGAUACAGACACAGCCACUGUUGAAAAGUUUAUCAGAGCCAAAUAUGAACGAAAAAUCUGGAUUGACAAAGAGGAAGAAGCUAGACAAUAUGGUAAUUUACAAUUGGGCAACGGUAGCGAAGAAUCAUCGCCUGCAACAACUCCAAGCACUCCUCUCAAAACAUCAGUCUCUACACAAAACUUUGCUUCAAAAACUCCAUCAACUUCCAAUUUACGUACAGUUUCAUCACAAGAGGAAGUUAGUUCAAUGACAAACGCCAAUAGCAACAGCAGAAGCAACAUCAGUAACGCCUCUAAAACACCAACUCCAAAAAUUCAACCAUCAACAAGCACUCCUUCUCUUAUUUCUUUCGAUGACAACAAGCAGGAUGACUUGCAACAAUUUGUCAUUAGAGAUAGUGUGUCUUCACAAAGUUCUAAUAACACUCCAGUCGUCAGCGGAAAAGAUAGCGUUCUUGCAAUGUUUGAGUCUCCUCCAGUGCAACCUCUUCGAAAUGGACCACCUCAAAAUCCUAAUCAACCAAUCAUGAUUCCAGGAGGUCCACCUCCACUCAACAACAAUAAUGGUGUCAGAAUGCCUCCUCCUAUCAACAAUGGUGUCAGAAGUGGACCACCACCUCCAUACAUGAUGCCACCAAUGGGUAGAGGAUAUCCACCAACAACAGGAUCACCUUUGAUGAAUGGUCCACCACCACUCAACAACAAUGGCUUUAUGAAUGGUCCACCUCCAUUGAACGGAGGAUUUAUGAAUGGCCCACCACCGCUUAACAAUGGCAAUUUCAUGAAUGGUCCACCAAUGAUGGGAAGAGGUUAUCCACCACAACCAACCUUCAACAACCACAACAAUGGAAUGAGAUAUUAA